This is a messenger RNA of Homarus americanus (American lobster), 1980 nucleotides long. RefSeq lists its product as uncharacterized. Lineage: Eukaryota; Metazoa; Arthropoda; Malacostraca; Decapoda; Nephropidae. The transcript is spliced from 6 exons. The record is from RefSeq and is a predicted model, not a curated record. The coding region runs from base 168 to 1199 and encodes 343 amino acids.
UUCCCUCCUCUCUCCCUCCCUCUCCCCUCGGACACAGACAAGGAGCCCUCAGUGUCCUGGUGAGAGGAGAGCAGGCGUGUCACCAGUAUAAAGACCAGACCAGCCCAGCGCCUCACACCACCACCGCACACGUCAACGACGAUUCUGCUUCAUACAAAUAUAAAAAUAUGGCGCGCUUGGGUCUGGGCUCCCCUCACAGGCUAUCUUCCUUCCUGCUGGUGGUAGGUGUGUGGGUGGGUGUAGGCGGUGUGUUGGUCCAGCAGGAGAGGUGGCCAAGUGUAAAUGAUCAUUCUGAGUCGUGGGAGGGGAGCGAGGCCCUUUAUCGUGACUCAUGGGAGACGUGUGAGACCCCCAUGUGUGACCAGGUUAACCAACAUGCACAAGGACUUGCCAACCUCAAGCUUAUGACGAACUACAUCACCAAGACCAUGAAGCUGAUGACGGAGUUGGUGACGAAGAUGGACCAGGUGCUGUUGGUGACAGGGAACAGUAUGACUGAUUUCAUUGGUCAAAAAUGCCCCAGUGCUCACCCUCUCCUGCAGCAGGUGAUGACGGUAACAGAAGUGGAUCACAUCGACAACACCAAGCUACGGGAGGUCUUGGAGCGCACCACCACCUCCAACAUCCUCACCAACGACAUAGAUAACUCGAGUGAGGUGAGUGACGACCUCCGGGAGAUUGAGUACAGGCCAGAGGUCCAGCAGUCCUCAAAUCUCUACCAAGACAACCUGCAAGCGGAAAGUCAGGAGUCUGCGGAAGACUUAGGAAAGUUGAGAGUUCACGAUAGCAGCACCAUCAGCAGCAACAGUAGGCUCGAGAAUGGUCAGUCAACGACCACCACAUUCAGCCAUCAGCUCAACCGUGGUCAGUCGACAAGCAGCACACUCGGCAUUCAUCAGAGGCCUGGGAAACCCUUUCCCAGCCAACACGGUCGUUACGUGGCCCCGACCAACCCCAGGGGACAGGGUGGUAUUAGACAUAACAACAGAGGCAUGGGGCAUAGCAGGGGUGGGGCAAGUCGAGGUCGUGAAAGCAUGGGACGAGACCAAGGUCUUACAAGAUUUGGUCCCGGGUCAAGAGGGCGUGGGUGUCGCAGCGUGCAGAGGGGGUCACCACACUGGGUGCCUGGGCUGGAUACGUGGUGUGCCAACAACUGUGCUGCAGGAAACUGUCCCUCCAACCAGUGUAUCUGUUCCUAACUUCACUGAACAGAGGCUAAUCUAACUUUACCUACCCCGAUUUAACUUAAUCUAACCUACCUUAACCGAACCUGCCUCAACCCACCUUAACCUAACUUAACCAAAUUGAAUCUAAUUUAACCAAACUUUACUCUAACCCAUCUUCAGUAAACCUAACAUGACAACCUAAUUCAGGAUUAUACUUUAUGAAUUGCUGUAUUGUUUUCAUCUUAUACACUUAAACUGUGACUAAUGAAGGCAUUAACUCAUCUCAAAAGUACCAGACUCUUACCCUAGCCCAAAGUGACACGUGUACCUGUAUUCUCGUAUCACUAACCACUAGACUACUCAUGGUAGACCCAAGUAAACCUUUAAUUUAUAUAUAUUAACUAAAAAUAAUCCCUUGUGUUUUAGGCUAUAACAGUGUACAGCAUAAAUUAUGAUGGUGGAUUUAUAAAGCUCCUCUGACCCACAAUGAUUGUUAUCAGGAUGCCACAGCUAAUUGUAGGGUGACUUUUAUAACAUAUUUGUAGCUAAACAUCUGAGCGACGCAAUGCUGAAAAUGCUUUUGUAAGUACCGACAAAGUCUUUAUCAGACAUUUUUGUAACUGAAUAUUUGACAGAAUGUCCAACACUAUCCCUACUGAAGAUGUUAUUCAGAAGAACAAUCUUUCGCACAUUUCUAAUUAAUAUAAGUUAAGGCAUCACUUUUACAAAAAUGUCCAUACCUAAGACUUACUAUGCCUGAUUCUACCUAAAACUGUAUCUGUAGUGAUAUUUCUAAAUAAAGCGUUAUUCUGAU